Bufo bufo (common toad) is the source of this 1407-nucleotide messenger RNA. Its product is annotated as acetylserotonin O-methyltransferase-like. The record is from RefSeq and is a predicted model, not a curated record. Bases 114 to 1154 code for a protein of 346 amino acids. Lineage: Eukaryota; Metazoa; Chordata; Amphibia; Anura; Bufonidae. Gene Ontology annotation, molecular function: acetylserotonin O-methyltransferase activity. The transcript has 8 exons. Gene Ontology annotation, biological process: methylation; melatonin biosynthetic process.
UUAUGGCUUUGAGCUCUUCAUACUGAGCCUCGUUAAGAUCUCUGAAGGGACACGCCCCUUGUUAGACUAGAGUCUAUAAAUGCUGACUCAGCUACACCGUGUAUUACAUCAACAUGUCUUCUGCUGAAGAACUUGAAUUCCCUCAAAAACUUUUUGAGUAUCAAUGUGGAUUUGCAGCCUCAAAGACCUUAUUUACAGCAUGUGAACUGGGAGUUUUUGAUUUACUACAUGAAGUACAAGAACCACUUUCAGCAGCAACCACUGCUACUCGCUUGAGCACCACUGAAGAUGGAAUGGAGCGCUUGCUUGAUGCCUGUGUUGGACUGAAGCUUUUGAAAGUUGACUUAAGAAAUAAUGAAGGUUUUUAUUCCAAUACUGAUGUUUCUUCGAUGUACUUGGUCAAGUCCAGUCCUAGGACCCUUUAUUACAUGAUAAUGUUUUAUUCUAAAACCCUAUAUAAGUACUAUAAUUUCUUACCACAAGCUGUAAGAGAAGGACAAUUUCAGCAUGAAAGGGCUUUCGGAAUAUCUUCAAAAGACCUUUUUAAAGCAAUUUACAGAUCAGAAGAGGACAUGUUAGGUUUUAUGUAUUUCAUGAACUCAACAUGGAGUAUCUGUGGAAAAUAUGUUGUACAAGCUUUUGACCUUUCGGAGUUCAACACAAUCUAUGAUCUUGGAGGAUGUACAGGAAGUCUUGCAAAACAACUUGUAUCUACAUAUAAUGAGUCAACAGUCACCAUUAUGGACCUGCCAAAUAUUGUGCAAGCAGCUAAGAAGCAUUUUGUAACAGACGAGCAACAACAGAUACAUUUCCUUGAAGGAGACUUCUUUAAUGAUCCUUUACCUGAGGCAGACCUGUUUAUUUUGGCCAGGAUUAUUCAUGACUGGACAGAAGAUAAAUGCCUUAAACUACUGAAGAAGAUUUACCAGUCUUGUAAACCUGGAGGAGGAGUGCUGCUAGUGGAAGUCGUUCUAAAUGACGACAGAAGUGGCCCACUGAUUGGCCAGCUGUUCUCACUAAACAUGUUGCUCCAGACAGAAGGAAAAGAACGGACAUCAUCUGAAUAUAUCAAGCUCCUUACAGAAUCUGGCUUCAGGGACAUUGAAGUCAAAGUAACUGGAAAACUAUAUGAUGCAAUACUGGGAAGAAAGUAGAUCCAAGUGUCAUUUUUCUUAUGUAGCUGACUGCAUUUCAUAACAAAUUAUAACAAAAAGUCAUUUAUUGUGUUAUUGAAGCAUGGAUAUUACAAAUAAUAUUGUAAUUUUUCAUAUAUGUUUUCUUGGACUUGGAAACAUAUUGUAAACAUUCCAAUGUCAAUAAUAAAAUUAACUGAUAUGUUUUCAGCUGAAUUUCUUGAGAUACUUUAAUAAAGAUAGUUUCAUGGCGUGAUCCUUUCUAUUACUUUGU